Crotalus tigris (Tiger rattlesnake) is the source of this 426-nucleotide messenger RNA. Its product is annotated as ribonuclease-like. Gene Ontology annotation, molecular function: nucleic acid binding. Bases 1 to 426 code for a protein of 141 amino acids. NCBI's taxonomy places the organism in Eukaryota, Metazoa, Chordata, Lepidosauria, Squamata, Viperidae. The record is from RefSeq and is a predicted model, not a curated record. The transcript is spliced from 2 exons.
AUGAUGCCUUUCAAAGAAUCCUUCCACACUCUGCUUCUCCUCCUAACAACUGAAUUCAUCCUGGGAUCCUUUGCCUUUAGCUAUGAGGACUUUCUCAUGAAGCACUAUGACUUCCCUAGGAGCCUCGUUGGAAACCACUAUUGCAAUGCCAUGAUGCAAAACCGGGGAAUGACCAGGCCCAAAUGCAAGCAAGUUAAUACCUUUAUACAUGACACCAAGGCCUACAUCAUUGACGUGUGUGACAGAAAAGGGGUGUUUUAUGGGCAUGAGCUACGCCAUAGCAUAAAGAUAUUUACAGUCACCACCUGCACUUUGAGAGGAUCAUCCACCAAUCCUCCUUGUGAUUACAGGGAAAACACUUUGCCCAGAUAUAUCAUUGCUUGUGAGAACGGAUUCCCUGUGCAUUACGAGGAAGGACAGAUUUAA